AUGUCAGGAAGAAUUUACAGAUUCUUUACUGGUAAACCACAGCCACAGUGGGUAUGGGAUCUGGCGUUGGAGUUUCGUAUCCCGGGUCUCUUCUUAGCUUAUGUUGUUUAUGUUAACACUCGCUGCUACUAUGAUGCUUUGAGUGCGUAUCAAGCUAAUUCGAAGUGGGGGAUGACACAUGGAAAGCUUUUGGAGCUUAAGAAAUUAAAUUAUCGCUACAUCAGCGUUCCCCGUUACGCGGUACGCUAUGAGUACGAAGUGGAUGGAAAAACAUAUGUAUCCACGAGAGCAACAACCGGAUCUCCUUAUAGAAGUUGGAUGGAGCGUUUUUACAAUGAUACUAUUACAGAGUCUGAGUAUCUUCAGGCGAUUCCCGUCUUGCGUGUAGGCGAACGUUGCACAGUAUUUUAUGAUAAGAAAAAUCCUGGUUCACAUUCAGCUCUUGCUCAUGAUGCCAACUCUUUCGAAAUAUCUAUCCUGAGCUUCUUCGCUGUAUUUCCCAUCCUCAUGGGUUACAUGAUGAAAUCACAUCUGUGGAUGAUAAAGAAGGCUUACAUGCCCAACAAGACGAUGCGUGUCCGUUUUCCGCCGUCCGCCCGCACCCAACCUCCACCACCACCACCACCAGAGGGCGCUUCACAGAUAUCGCCGCUUCCCAAACCGUAG
Messenger RNA from Trypanosoma theileri, 666 nucleotides. RefSeq lists its product as uncharacterized. The coding region runs from base 1 to 666 and encodes 221 amino acids. The transcript has a single exon. NCBI's taxonomy places the organism in Eukaryota, Euglenozoa, Kinetoplastea, Trypanosomatida, Trypanosomatidae. The record is from RefSeq and is a predicted model, not a curated record.